Molecule: messenger RNA, 7062 nt
Organism: Plasmodium coatneyi
Lineage: Eukaryota; Apicomplexa; Aconoidasida; Haemosporida; Plasmodiidae
Exons: 3
Coding region: 1-7062 (2353 amino acids)
Source: RefSeq, a predicted model, not a curated record
AUGGCGCAAAAUUUAAUAGGUAGGAGUAACACAACUAUUGAGAAAAUAAAAAAUAAGUACAAAAAUGACAACCUUUUAAAUUACGCCAGCACAGAUAACAACCGCGUGGGAAGACAAAGGGGAAAAAAAGAAAGAGACACCCACACGGGAGGAGAACGAGGAAACGAAGACGAGGAGGAAGAGAUAGCCGAAGCGGAGAAGGACGAGACGGAUAAAGAAAAUGUAAGCAGUCACCAUUCAUACAUAAGUAGCAAAAAUGUUAACACCGCUAAAAAGGGCUCUAUGCAUAAUGGAACAAAUUUCAUCGAUAAGUACAAAAAUUUAUUCAAAAAAAGUAGUAAUUCGAAUGGGAGAAUUAGGCAAGAGUCAGACAGCAAUGGCAAGUCGGCAAUCAAGCGCAUAUUGUCCGACAGAAAUAACUCCCAUAUGACAAGUAGAAGUCACCUUUUAGUAGAUAACGCAAAAAGGAACAACUACUAUAACUUUAAAAAUGAGCGUAGCAAGCUUCAUAAUAAGGCACCUAGUUACAGUUCCUCCAACAGGAACUUCAGUGACGCUGUUAGUUCAAAGAGAAAGUUUUAUGCACUUGGAGAGAUUAACACAAAUAAGCAUGUGGGCUUGGAGAUGUACGAGCCACUGUACAGAUCUAACAAAAAGCACACGCAGAGUAGGCAGGGCUCCGAAAAUACUCACAAAUUUUCAGGCGUGGACGUGAAAGAAGAAGAUAAGGACAAUGCAGCUUUGGAUAGCUGUGAAGAUAUAAAGAAGGAAGACGACAAAAUGAAUAAUUACGAGAUGUACAAAGAUAAUAUACAUGAUGGAGACUACAUGGACCAUUUGAAAGGAACAAAAAUGAAAAACAUGUUCCUUCGAAAUGAAGACAAUAAAAGAAACAAUGAAGACAGUAAGGAAGCUAACUUCAACUUCCCCUACGGUAACAGAACAUACAAGGAUCAUCUCGCUAAUAAUCAAGACGUACCGUUUAAGAAUAAUAUUAGGUACACCUCAGCAGGGAUGGAAAUCCCAAAGCAUAAUAAUUCUAACAAAGUAGACCUUAAUAUAUUAUAUAAUAAUGAUGUAGAAAAAUUGAAUAGCAAUAUGCCUGCUUAUAAUGACACGAGUAAGCUAAUCGAGUUGCAGGAAAAGUAUAAAAAUAAUUUUCUGUACGAAAGGGAGUUCCCAAGUCAUGUUCAGGACGUGAAGGAAAGGGCAAGCAGCAAGACUAAGAAGGAGCAUGAAGAGAUGUACUCCAACAAUGCGGUGUUGUAUAGUGACACUGGGUCGAAGAACGACUUGAGGGGGAAUUUCCUUAACCAAGGGGGAAACUUCGCACCGAACAGCGUAGUGAACCAUACCGUAAGCAACAGAACGGUGAGGGAAGAGAGCAACUUCCCAGGCGAGAAGAAAAGCUCCGCCGAGAGGGAGUCCGAAAUGAUGAACAGGUAUAACUACAACAGCGACAGUAGACAUAAGGCAACCACCAACGAAAGCGGCAUAAGUACUAGGAAGCAGAAAAUUUUAGAAAAUUUGAUGAACAUUAACAAGAAUAUCGAAGAAGAGAGAAGCAGAUCCAAUGCGAGAUUGAACAGCGUGAGGAAAAAUUAUGCAGACAAUUCAUUUUACAAUAAUAAGAAUGUUCUGCACUUGGAUUAUAAGAAUUCCCAUCACAGACGUUCGAACUCGACCAACGUGAAUCUAGGCAGACAUGAUGUUGAGCGAGUUAGCAAUUAUGUAGGUUACGCUGAUGACACGCAGGCCAAGGUGACCUACUACCACGAGAGGGAGUCGGGCACCAUUUCAGGGUACGAAAAAUAUUUGCAGUUAAAGAAUGGUAAAAAUAAUGGCCUCUUGUUGAGGAAUGUUCCAGCGGAUGUAGGGGUGAACGAGCCGGGUGUGAAACCGAACUAUGAUGCAGUGCAGGCAAGUACCCAUGAUACUAUCCACAUGAACGGAAAUAACGCUGAUGCACAGCACAGCGGCAAUAACGCCCCUAAGCAGAAUAGCAUUCACGAACUGGGCGGUUUGAGAACCCUCGACUUGAAUGAACUCAGGAAAAAGCACAUGAACGGCCACAACAACGAUACGGGGGGGAAUUAUUUGCAAAAGAAAGAAGCAUACGACGAUGAGAGAAACGAAAGUUAUAACGUGUGUGUGACAAAUGAAAAGAACAAAAUGCAGCCGCUAAUCAGUAACUACGAGGAUUUAUUUUCCUUUGAUAAAAAUAUUAAAAAAAAAAAUGACAUUAAAAAUAUUGUGUGUGUGUGUCAAGCGAGCAAGCAAAUGGCUCGACUGCAAUUACACAUGGAGGAAGGGAGACAAAUGCUCGAAACGGAAAAGAACCUUUUUAAAAAAAAAAAAGACAACUUUGAAAAAAAAGUAGAAAUGCUAGCAGAGAAGGAAAAGGAAAUAGAUAAGAUACAUUCCCAAAUUAAGGAAAAAGAAGUUACCAUUGAUAAGAAAAAAAACGAAAUUGAGGAGAAGGAAAAAUAUAUCAACUCGAUAAAGAAUAAAUAUGACAAUGCACAGAAGGAGUUGCUAGAAAAAAUGAACGAAUGUAUUACCAUCGAAAAUAAGUGUAAAAAUAAGCUGUACGAAUAUGAUGAGAAGUUUGGACUGUUUAACAAAAAGAUCAAAGAAAUGGAAGAGCGCGAAAAGGAAAUUGAAGGUGAGAGGAAAAAUAUAGAGAGAAAGGAAAAAAUACUAAUAAAUGAUAAAAAACAAUUGGAAGAAGAAAAAAUGCUAACCGUGAAGGAGAAAAACGAGCUGGAAAUGCUAAAGAAGGAACUGGACUCCCUCGAAAAGGAGAAGAAAAAAAUGAUCGAAUGUGAAUAUAGUAAUUUGCAAAGUAAGGAAGAGGAACUGAGGCGAAAUGAGCGCAGUAACCUGAUAAAGGAGAACGAAUUGAAAAGUAGAAUAGACAAAUAUAACGACCUGAUCGAUGAGCUUAACAAGAGCAAAAAGGAAUUUGAAAAUGAGAGAAUCAAAAUGUUGGACCGAAUGGAAAACGAAAAAAAGCAAUUACAGAUGGAAAAGGAAAACGAAAGGAAUUACAUGGUGGAGGAACUGAACAAGGAAAGGAUGCUCAUGGUAGAAGAUGUAGACAAGAUGAAAAUGAUCAUGAUGGAGGAGAUGGAUAGGACGAAAAAUUCUAUGCUGGACAAUGUAGAAAAGGAAAACAAAAGGAUGAGGGAAGAAGUAGAAAAUGAGAGGAGAGCCAUGCUAAAAGGUAUGGAGGAGGAUAAGGAAAAGUUCAAAGUUUAUGUUGAGAAGAAGUAUAAGGAAAAUUUAGAAAAUGAAAAAUUAACACUUGAACAAAAAUAUAAAGAGGAAGCGAACAAACUGCAAAUCGAAAUCGCAAAUGAGAGAAAAAAAAUCAUGAAAGAUAGAGACUCCUUCGAGCAACAGAAAAAGAUUUAUGAAGAGGAAUUCCGUUCAAAGUGCGAAAAGUACGAAGAGGGUAUACAGAAAAAGUACGAACUGCUGGACGAGGAGAAAAGCAAAAUGAAGUACCUCAUUAUGAAGGAGCAGGAAGAGUUAGAGAACUUCAAAAAGAGAGUAUACCUAGACAUCGAGGAAGAGAAAGACAAGCUCUACGUGCAGCAGGAGAAGCUAAACCUGGAAAAGGAAAAUCUACAAGUGGAAAAGGAACAAAUAGAAAUUGAGCUGAAAAAUUAUAAAAACUUCAAAGAGAAGGAAGAAAACGACAUAAAGAUUCGAAUAAUAAAUUUGUCACAACAGCAGGAGGAUCUGAACAAGGAAAAGGAAAACAUAGAGAAGGAGAAGGAAGAAAUGGAAAAGAGAAGAUUCGAGCUGGACGAAAGGGAACAGAGUCUACAUAAUGACAAACUACAGAUGGAGGAGUCAAGAAAAAUAUUCGACGAACAGUUGGAAAAAAUUAAAAAGAACAAAGAAGAACUGCUAAAUUAUGAUAAGGACUUAAAAACGAAAGAAAUCAAUCUCAUCGAAAAGGAGAAGGAACAGAAAAAGAAUGAAGACGAACUGCAUAAGAAGAAGGAGAAGCUAAACGAAUUUGACAGCGACUUGAAACAGUACAGUGGUAAGCUACAAGGAAGAGAAAAAAAACUGAAGGAAAAGAAGAACGAAUUACAAAUGGUUAAGGAUCAACUAGUGAAUUAUAAAAAUAGCUUAAAGCAAAAGGAGGUGCAAUUUCAAAUGAUCGAGAAGAGAGAAAAGGAACUCAUCGACGAACAGACAGUCAUUCAAAUUGAUAGGAACAGUCUCGAAGCGGAGAAAAAACAGUUCUUGCUCAUGAAGGAGAAGCACGAGAAGGACACAGAAUUUAUACAAGAGCAGCUAAAACUGCUACAUGAGCAAUUGAAAAAUAAAGAAAAGUCACUGAAGGAGAAGGAAAACGAGAUUAACCUGUUGAAUAAGUUACAGAACUGUCGAAGUAAGAAUGCAAAGGGGGCAAUAAUAUCUCUGAAAAAUUUAGAAAACAGAAAACUCAGCUCGAAUCUAUCCAGAGCUAGCAACUCCAAGAAUAAGGUUAAGGUAAAAAUUAUUGGCAAAAAUAGAUUAGACCUAAUCCGAAGGAAGAAUAGAAAAAAAAGCAUCAAUUUUAAUUACAACAAUUUGGAAAUUAAUAAUAGCAUUCAAUAUAUUGAUAGCAUGAUAAAUGAGAAUUUUAAAAAUAAGCCUUUUUUGAAGUAUAAAAAUGGCAACAGUUUGGGACUAUCGGAGGCGUUUCAUCCGUCAGACCGGGUAGGCAACAGUGAUAUGAGGAUCAAUACGACAGUGAAGGAGUCUAAACCGGGGGGGUCAAAUAGAAUGGAUACGUAUGACAGUAGUGCACCCCAGGUGGACGCUUCGUACGGUCCUAUUAAUGAGAAAGGCGGCGUUAUUAACGUGUCUACCACCUAUGGUAGAAAGAAUACGGUCGAUUAUUCGCUAACCCAUGACGGGGCGCACUACUCGGAUAACAACUCCAGUAGGAAGAUGCACCCGGGUAGCAAAUCUAGAAGUAACUUUGAAAAGGAUCCCUUCAAUCAAGUGGGUACUUUCGCAAUAAAUGACAACCAUCAAAUGGUGAACAAGAACGAUAUGGUGGGCAAUGUUGGGGACGAUAUGGCGAAUGAGUAUGCAGAGAAUUACAAUUACGGCUACGGAGGGGAAGGUGGUGAGACCUUAGAGGAGGGGCGGUACGAGAGGCAGCGCAGCACCUACGCAAACGUUCCUCAUGGGAAUAAGACCACCUCCCCGAACGAAGGCAUCUUCAGCGACGGUCACGGGCAGCGGGAUCGACGUGAUAACCGUGACAACCGCAACAGUCACAACAGUUACAACAUUAACGACCUGAGCACGAAUAUCAAGAUGGGAAACAGCAACUUGACUUACGCUUCAAACAUGAGGACGGCCUCGAGGAUGAAUUUCAAGGAGCACCGACUGCAGGCGCAUGGAGAAAACAUGCUGGCGUCCCUAAACGUGAACAAUUUAAUAGAAUCCGAUUUGAUAGAUGUAAAAAGUAACUACGGUAAUUCAUCGGGUAAGCAGAAUAGUAAGUACGACGGGGAUUUUCUCCUCACGGAUUAUGAGCAAAGAGACAUGAACGUAAUUACGGGGGAGGACCACCAGUGCGAACAGCAGCAACAACAGCAACCAUCCCAACCGUCGCAUCAGGGGGGGAUGGACUAUGGAAAUUAUGAGGGGAGCAAGGAACCCAAGCAGGACGUCCAACGGAUUGAUACCAUUAACAAAAAUAUUAGCACCAUUAACGAUGACGUGGAUCACAUAAACAGCAACAUAAACAACAUAAAGGAUAAUCUGCACAAAAUUAACACCCAUGUUCAUGGAGGAGAGGACAUACAAAGGGGGUUCCCUCCGAAAGGGGAUGGAGGGAUGGCAGCUCAGGGGUUUGCGAAAGGCAACGACCACAUGAGCAAAAACAGAAGCAGAAAUGGGAACGCAAAUGGGAACACAAAUACAAAUGGAGGUGGGAAAAAUUUAGUCCCGCUCAACCAGAUAGACAACCUGGUAAACAGAAACAUGCAGUCGAUAAACCACAUGUCCAACUUAAUGCAAAGUGGGAAGAAGAUGAAAGGGGCACUGAACAAGCAGACGGAAAAUAGCAGAAUCGCCAAUCAGGCGAAAAAGAAGGACAACAGAGGUAACACAGAUAACAGGGACAACCUUUUCAAUUACAACGGUGAAGAAAAUGAAUCGAUAAAAAAGGAGAGCAGCUUUAACGAAUUCCUGGAGGAGAUAAAUUCUGAAAAGUACUACGGUAAUGUUGGUAAGGGUGUCUCUGAAAAGGAAAACGAGGAUUUUUACCAUAACAUGGAAAAAUCACUAAACAGUAGAAAUAUGAAUGAUUCGUUUGAGUACAAACCUUUGGGGAAGCCAAGCGGGGGUGGUGCGUAUGAGGAGGACUACGGGAACGAGUACGGAGGUGGCACGCACAACCGUAUCCGUUACGACGGUACGAGUAGACCCUUGAAGGCAGCCCCCCAAAAGAAAACCAACGUCAGGAUGAUGGCAGACAACGGUUACAACAGUGACAGUAACGUCCUGAGGGGUAAUAACCUCCCCUCAAGUGAAGAAAAUUGUAGAAGAUUGAAUUCGAAUUCGAUCCACCAAGGGGAUGGAAACAACUUCAAGACGCGAAACAACAGCAGUAACGUCUACUACGAGAAGGAUCAUAAUGCUCCCCAAAAUUACAGGAAUGAAGUAACACGCAACAUGCGGAAUAAGAAGCAAGAAUUCUACGAAGAUAAUUUUGCUCCAAACACAAAUGAGCAGAAGAACCCGUUUUAUGAUAAAAGUGGUAAACAGCUAGAUCAGGUUGGCAACCCUGCUGGGCGGGAAGGCAGCCGAGGUAACAAGGCCAAUUUAGUCGACGCAACCACGAACAGGAACGCGCACAGAAGCGCCAGCAAUAAUGCUAACAAAAACGCCAACCUGGUGGGGAUAAAGGGAUUCAUGAAGGGGAUGCAAAAUGGGCGUGAGCUUGGCACCACGGGCAGCGGCGGGAAUAGCAUAAUCGAGCAGCUCGACAAAACAUUGCUGAACAAGUCUAUCAUGAUGAACAAGGGUAAAAAGAAGUGA